AUUUGCUCGCUCGUAUAGUUACCUGUAAUCAUAUUCCGCUCAGGGUAAGGACAUUCACGAUGUGGCCUCUUCUCGCAUUCACCGCCGUACUCUUCGCCCGGUAUGCUUCCGCUCACGGCGGAGCUCUGAACUACACUGUCGGAAAUACAUGGUAUCCUGGCUAUGAUCCCUAUGGCGACCAGGCCAUCCAGGAUGCUGCCGCAUGGAUGCCACAAAGAAAAUGGACCUCCAACAACCCCAUCUUUGAGACCACCAAUACAUCUCUUUCAUGCAACACCCCCGGUACACCCGCCCGCGCCUACAUACCUAUUCGCGCGGGCGAAAACAUAACCGCCGUCUAUGCAUACUGGGUGCAUACCGUCGGCCCCAUGAUAGCCUGGAUGGCAUACUGCAACAACGCCGAGAAUGACUGCGCGACCUUUUCUAGCGAGACUGCAGAUUGGUUCAAAAUUGGCGAGAAGGGCUUGUCGGAAGGUAGCAUCGAAACUGGAGAGUGGUUCCAGAAGACGUUCAGUAUGUGGGAUGGGAGUCCAAGUUUGUGGAGUGAGACAGUGCCAAUAGGGCUGAAAGCGGGAAGGUACUUGGUAAGACAUGAGAUCAUCAGCUUGCAUUCAGCGAAUAAACCACAAUUUUACCCUGAAUGCGCGCAUUUGGAAGUCACGAACGAUAAAGAGGAAGGCUCAAUUCCCAGCGAGGAGUAUAUGGUCAAGAUUCCAGGGGUGUGGAGUAUGGACCAACCUGAGAUCAAUAUCGACAUUUACAGUCCUGAGGUCUCGGCAAAGACGAUAUACAACAUCCCGGGCCCACCUGUAUGGACUGGGUAGCUGUGGGUCGACAUGUAGAAGGCAUGAUGGAUUGAGCACGCCCUGGAAUGACGGUCCAGUCAAUCGAGGAUUUGCACAUCACAAUUCAGUUAUCCUCUGUGGCGCAAUUGGCUAGCGCGUCUGACUGUUACAGCUUGCAGUAGCAGUCAUCAGGAGGUUGGAAGUUCGAGCCUUCCCGGAGGAGUGAAUGAUUUUG
Messenger RNA from Alternaria rosae, 1020 nucleotides. RefSeq names its product glycoside hydrolase family 61 protein-like protein. Lineage: Eukaryota; Fungi; Ascomycota; Dothideomycetes; Pleosporales; Pleosporaceae. Bases 60 to 824 code for a protein of 254 amino acids. The transcript has 5 exons. The record is from RefSeq and is a predicted model, not a curated record.